UCCAGCAUGCUGGUGAAGGACGAGUACGUGCACGACUACGAGGGGCAGCCGUCGCUGUCGUCGGCCGAGGGUCACUCGGUGCAGACCAUCCAGCACCCGCCCAGCAACCGCGCGUCCAGCGAGCCCUACAGCGCUCCGGCCAUGCUGGCUCCGGCCGAGGCCAGCACCACCAGCACCACCAACUUCCCCAACAUUCCCGUGGCCUCCACAAGUCAACCUCCCAGUAUAUUGACAGGUAGCCAUAGUGAUGGACUCUUACAGAUUGCGGCAGGGCCCCAGCCAGGAGCUCAGCAGAAUGGCUUUACGGCUCAGCCRGCCACUUACCACCACAACAGCACGACCACGUGGACGGGGAGCCGGACGGCCGCCUACACGCCCAGCAUCCCGCACCACCAGAACGGGCACCUGCAGCACCACCCCCCCAUGCACCCCGGCCACUACUGUAAGCACUGCUCCAUGGGGAUGGGGGCG
This is a messenger RNA of Malurus melanocephalus (red-backed fairy wren), 471 nucleotides long. RefSeq names its product mothers against decapentaplegic homolog 4-like. NCBI's taxonomy places the organism in Eukaryota, Metazoa, Chordata, Aves, Passeriformes, Maluridae. The transcript has 3 exons. The record is from RefSeq and is a predicted model, not a curated record. The annotation marks the transcript as partial.